GGAAACGCAUUGCAGUGUAAAAUAUAGUUACAGUUCGUUAAGGGAUAAGCAAGCUUUCUUCAAACCUAUACAGUAUUUUUGCUUAGAAAUGGACGCCGUGCCUUGUCUUCGUGUAUCCAGUUGUCAUACUCAGCAGUUCAGGAAUCGUCUACAGUUGAGUGGAGCUUUUGACCAUAGUUUGAGCUUGGUGAAAGACCCCGAUGGGACAGUCCUCUUGCCCAUUUUACCAUCCUGCCUGUCACAACUUGAUCUCCAAUCUCUCAGGAACACUGUGCCUUCAGAUCUUUGUGAAAUAGUUUUUAGUCAGUCUCCAUGCCUGCCCAAGAAACACAAGACGAAGAUGGGUCAAAAUAAGCUGGAGAAAAUGCUUCAGGAGCUGUUGGAGUCUCGGGGUGAGAGAUGGAUGGAGGAGUUCAGAGCAGACCUUCCUCGCAGCUUCCAGCGGCAUGGAGAUCUCGUUCUUUUGGGAGACAGCUGUUUCACCCUGCCGCUGUGGAGGAAAAUCGAUGAUCAGCUUUGGAGCGUUGUGGCCAGCGGACUGGGGGCCAGGCGGCUGGCUAAGAUGAGUCGAAUUUCCAGUGAUGGGUUCAGGUCUCCUGUGGUGACAGUACUGUUGGGGGAGAACAGCUGGGUCAAACAUGUGGACAACGGAAUCAGCUAUGAGUUUGACGUCACAAAGUGCAUGUUCUCUGCUGGAAACAUAACGGAGAAGCUCCGAGUGGCUGCGUUUAACUGCAGAGGGGAGACGGUUGUGGAUUUAUAUGCAGGUAUUGGAUACUUCACUCUUCCAUAUCUGGUCCAUUCAAAGGCCAGUCACGUCCAUGCCUGCGAGUGGAACCCCGCUGCCGUCGAAGCGUUACAGAAGAACCUCCAGUCAAACGGUGUGUCCGACCGCUGCACCGUUCAUCAGGGAGACAACCGGCAGCUCCAGCUGUGUGACGUUGCUGACCGUGUGAACUUGGGUCUAAUCCCGAGUUCGGAGGACGGCUGGCCCGUCGCCUGCCGGCUGCUGAAGAGGACCACCGGUGGGGUUUUACACAUCCACCAGAACGUCACCUCACCGUUGCACAACCCCGCAGCUAACGAUGCACCUCGGAGGCUUUCCGGGAAGAAAGCUGGUAGAGAGGUGUGGAAGGCCUGGGCAGAUGAAACAGCGGCCCGCAUAGCUUCUCUCUUAAGGGACGCCACUGGGGCACCGUGGCUGACGAACAUCCAACACAUAGAGCACGUGAAGUCCUACGCGCCUCAUGUCCACCAUGUCGUGUUGGACCUGGAGUGCAGACCGUCCUUAAUGGAGACCGAGCGGUCCUAGCAGUGGGGUCAACUGCUUUGUUCGUCCAGAGCAGGUGGACUGAACACAGACACCUCGGCCGGACACAAAUCUGCUCACAUCUGGCAGCAGACAAGCAAACCACAGCCACCACUUUAUGUGCCGUCUCCCAGACGACGGCCUAGUUGUUAUAUGCAGUGGAUUCCUCUGAAAUGUUUAUCUGCUGUGGAAAUGUGCAUCAAUGACACUUUUCAGCCGUUUCAACCCGAUAACGAAUCACAUUUACUCAAUACUUACACUUCUGCUCGGACACAGAAAGAAGUGUUGUAAAUAUUUUUCAAAAUAAAC
This is a messenger RNA of Menidia menidia (Atlantic silverside), 1618 nucleotides long. The record is from the annotation of a GenBank genome assembly. Lineage: Eukaryota; Metazoa; Chordata; Actinopteri; Atheriniformes; Atherinopsidae.